AUGCAGCUCCUGACUAUUGUCUGGACGUCCCUCGCAGCAGGGAUAAUGGCGACGGCCACUCCGACCUCCCUCCCUCUCUGCAGCAUGGUCGAUCGCCCCUGCAAAUGCCCACCGGGCACCACCUUCAAGAAUCUCACGACCUAUGGUGUGAUUGGUGCGCCGGCCCGCGAUGUACAGGAUAUCAUGGGCUCCUCCGCAGUCUUCGAUCUCCAGUUCCAGGGUGGUCUAGUCCCUUCUAGCACCAAGGGAAAGGACAAUGUUCCCGGGGCCGUGCGGAGUUUCAACUUCUCCGGUCCAGCCGGUUACUACGUGAUCAGUGAGCAGGUUUGUCUCCGACUCCGAAUGAACAGCGGACAUGUAGCUGACGUCUACAAGCUUACUAAAUGGAAGACCUCGCCGGAUGGAUCUUUCAACCAACAGUACCAGCAGAGUCCCAAGCCGCCUGUCGUUCAAGUCCCCGGUGCAGGGGCUUACCACGGCGGUUGGACCAGUAUCGUCGGCCAGCAGACAGUCGUUCGUAACGAGACUGCGAUUGCCUGGAAGAACUGGCGCUGUGAGACGGGUGAGACAUUCCCGUCGGCCACCUCGCACGAAGGCGGCAUUACCAACACGUCUGCGGUUCUCGAGAAACAAGGCAAGCUCACUGGGGUGAGCAUUGCUGCUUUUACCAUCUUUAAUGAGGUUAGAGAUGAUUAG
Molecule: messenger RNA, 696 nt
Organism: Aspergillus terreus NIH2624
Lineage: Eukaryota; Fungi; Ascomycota; Eurotiomycetes; Eurotiales; Aspergillaceae
Exons: 4
Coding region: 1-696 (231 amino acids)
Source: RefSeq, a predicted model, not a curated record